This is a messenger RNA of Choloepus didactylus (southern two-toed sloth), 4545 nucleotides long. It is a transcript of the gene ADD3, whose product is annotated as adducin 3. The transcript is spliced from 15 exons. Gene Ontology annotation, biological process: barbed-end actin filament capping. Gene Ontology annotation, cellular component: plasma membrane; cytoskeleton; postsynaptic density. Gene Ontology annotation, molecular function: actin filament binding. The coding region runs from base 458 to 2578 and encodes 706 amino acids. The record is from RefSeq and is a predicted model, not a curated record. Lineage: Eukaryota; Metazoa; Chordata; Mammalia; Pilosa; Megalonychidae.
GGGGGAGUGUUAGAUUAUAUUUUUAAGAAUAAAGCGAGAGCUAGAGGCAUCGGUGACCCAGGUGUCGCCGCUUCCUGCCACACAGGGCUCGGCGCCCAGGUCCCUCCCUCUUCACGCCCCCUCCCCUUUCCGUGCCCUCCCUUCUGGAGCCGUGCAGCGCUUGAGAGGCGGUGGCGGACCGGACGGCCGCUGCAGCUCGGCGGCCGCGGAAAACGAGGGAGGGAAACAAAAAGCCGCUGCACGUUGCGAGGUAAUCCUGCGGGGAGAGGAGGCGCCCGCCGUCGUUCCGCUCCUCUUCCCAGCGGGGACGACCGGAGCUCGCGCGGAGGUUGGCUGCGGGGACCCUAUCAGGGGAUCGCGCGGGAGUGGGGUGCGCGGCGGCGUGCGGGGCCGAGGGGACUUCUUAUUGGUUGCUCCCGCGGUCUCAGAUAACAAGGGGAAUUGACAGACUGGAAGCAUGAAUUCAGAUGGCAGCCAAGGCAUAAUCACCACUCCUCCUCCUCCAAGCAUGCCUCACAAAGAGAGAUAUUUUGACCGCAUCGAUGAAAAUGACCCAGAAUACAUCAGGGAGAGGAACAUGUCUCCUGAUCUACGACAAGACUUCAAUAUGAUGGAGCAGAGGAAACGAGUUACUCAGAUCCUGCAGAGUCCUGCCUUUCGGGAAGAUCUGGAAUGCCUUAUUCAAGAACAGAUGAAGAAAGGCCACAACCCAACUGGAUUACUAGCAUUACAACAGAUUGCAGAUUACAUCAUGGCCAAUUCUUUCUCUGGCUUUACUUCAUCUCCCCUCAGUCUUGGCAUGGUCACACCUAUCAAUGACCUUCCUGGUGCAGAUACAUCCUCAUAUGUGAAGGGAGAAAAACUCACUCGUUGUAAACUUGCCAGCCUAUACAGACUUGUGGACUUAUUUGGAUGGGCACACCUGGCAAAUACAUAUAUCUCAGUAAGAAUAAGUAAGGAGCAAGACCACAUUAUAAUAAUUCCUAGAGGAUUAUCUUUUUCUGAAGCCACAGCCUCUAACUUGGUGAAAGUCAAUAUAAUAGGAGAAGUAGUUGAUCAGGGAAGUACUAAUUUGAAAAUUGACCAUACAGGAUUCAGUCCGCAUGCUGCAAUCUAUUCUACUCGUCCUGAUGUUAAGUGUGUGAUACAUAUCCAUACCCUUGCAACAGCAGCUGUAUCCUCCAUGAAGUGUGGCAUCCUUCCAAUUUCUCAAGAGUCCCUGAUCCUGGGAGAUGUCGCCUAUUAUGACUACCAAGGGUCACUUGAUGAACAGGAGGAGAGAAUUCAACUGCAGAAAGUUCUAGGGCCAAGUUGUAAGGUGCUGGUACUCAGGAAUCAUGGUGUGGUAGCACUUGGAGAAACAGUUGAGGAAGCUUUUCACUAUAUUUUUAAUGUACAGAUAGCCUGUGAAAUUCAGGUACAGGCAUUAGCAGGGGCAGGUGGAGUAGACAAUCUACUUGUACUGGAUCUUCAGAAGUACAAAGCUUUCACUUACAAUGUAGCAGCAUCUGGAGGAGGAGGUGUGAAUAUGAGUGCCCAUCAAAAAUGGAAGGUUGGCGAGAUUGAGUUUGAAGGCCUGAUGAGGACCCUGGACAAUUUGGGGUAUAGAACAGGCUAUGCUUACAGGCAUCCUCUCAUUCGAGAGAAGCCUAGGCACAAGAGUGAUGUGGAAAUCCCGGCAACUGUGACUGCCUUUUCCUUUGAAGAUGAUACAGUGCCACUUUCUCCUCUCAAAUACAUGGCACAGAGACAGCAACGUGAAAAGACAAGAUGGCUGAACUCACCAAACACGUACAUGAAAGUGAACGUGCCCGAGGAGUCUCGGAAUGGGGAAACCAGUCCCAGGACCAAAAUCACAUGGAUGAAAGCGGAGGACUCUUCUAAAAUUAGUGGUGGAACACCUAUCAAAAUCGAAGAUCCAAAUCAGUUUGUUCCUUUAAACACAAACCCGAACGAGGUACUAGAAAAGAGAAAUAAGAUUCGCGAACAAAACCGAUAUGACUUAAAAACAGCAGGACCACAGUCUCAGCUGCUUGCUGGAAUUGUUGUGGAUAAGCCUCCUUCAACCAUGCAAUUUGAAGAUGAUGAUCAUGCCCCACCAGCUCCUCCUAACCCCUUCAGUCAUCUCACAGAAGAAGAACUUGAAGAGUAUAAGAAGACAAUCGAACGUAAACAGCAAGGCCUGGAAGAUGCUGAGCAGGACUUACUCUCAGAUGACGCUUCAUCUGUUUCACAAAUUCAGUCUCAAACUCAGUCACCGCAAAAUGUCCCUGAAAAAUUAGAAGAAAACCAUGAGCUGUUUUCCAAGAGCUUCAUCUCCAUGGAAGUGCCUGUCAUGGUAGUGAAUGGCAAGGAUGAUAUGCAUGAUGCUGAAGAUGAGCUUGCUGAGCGAGUGAGUAGGCUAACUACCAGCACGACUAUAGAAAACAUCGAGAUUACCAUUAAGUCUCCAGAAAAAAUUGAAGAAAUCCUGUCACCGGAAGGCUCACCUUCAAAAUCACCAUCCAAGAAAAAGAAGAAAUUCCGCACUCCCUCUUUUCUGAAAAAGAACAAAAAAAAGGAGAAAGUUGAAGCCUAAGUAAAGUCUUUUUAAAAUUGCUAUCAUUUUUACAGUGUGGCACUGCACAUUUAAAUACCACAGUUAAGUUGAUCAUUAAUAUGCAGUGGGAGAUCAGAUUAGGAGGUAUAUAGCGAACUGGACUUGAAGAACUGGAAAAAGGUUUUACUAAAAGAAAAAUGUAAUAUGAAAAAAAUCUCUUAAAUUCAUCUCUCAUUUUAUAUUCCCAAAAUGACUUUGACUUUUUAAACAAUUGCUGAUUUUAAUUAGCUCUGCCAUCAUGAGAAGUUACUAUAGUUCACCACAAGCAGAUACCUGUCUGAAUUACUUCAGGCCAUCUCCAUAAUAUCUGUUAGAAAAAUUACCAGGGAACAAGCAAGAGAAUUUUUAUCUCCCAACAGCUGCUUCACUUGGUAAUCAGAUUAUAAUUUUCUAUCAUGAUUAUUAACUGUACCUUUGGGGUCCCCAUUGUUUCAAUGGGUAUUAAUAGAAUGCUUUAAAAGCAUCUAAGACAAGAAUCUAUAGCAUUAGUAUACACUGGCACAUGAUUUUUUUUUAAUUUGAGAAAAGAUUAAUUUGGAAUUUUAUUCAUUGUAUAAAAUUUCCUCACCUGAAGUAACUUUGCCAAAAAAAAAAAAAAAGUCAUUUUAGUAAAAUAUAAUUUUUGAAAACUUCCUUUUUUAUUAGUUUAGAAAGCCCCUUAUUUUUCAACAAAGGGGAUUUUGUACACGUAACAUGGGUUAUUUAGUUUAACUCUGGCAAAACAAUUUUUGUAUGUUUAGAUGUUUGUAUACCAUUCAAUAUAAAAGUGUCAUAAGCAUAUUAGCCAAUCAUUUAACAGUAGAGUAUAUUUGAGGUGGCUUGGUACUGAGUAUAUUAAAUAUAAUGCAAGAAUCCAGGGACUUGGUAUCAAGAGUGUAUAACGGUAUAACUGGAUUCAUAUUUAAGUUUUAUAACAUAUUUUUCUCUUAGUAUUGCUAAGGAAUGAAAAAAUCUCAUAAGGUAACUAAAUGAAAGGUGGGGGAGAAUGAGAAGGAAGUGAAAAAAUUAAAGGAACAAAAGAUGGGACAUAAAAAAGGAGUUCUAGUUUGAUAAUGACUCAUAUUCACUAUAGGAUUUGAAGUGUAAUUUGUUGGAAAUGAGUCCUCAAUUUCUAGAAUUCUGCUUCUCUGCCCAAAUCAAUGUAUUUUUUGGUUGAGAUUUGAAUUUUUAAAGGGUUGACUCCUUCUAACUUGUUCAUCUUUAGAGGGCAGCACCAGAAGAAAUCAGUGGAUAAAAUCUCACUAGUGAAAAAACUACCACUUCUUGAUUUUUACAGAUCUUUUUUUAUCUCUUCAGUUAACUUUCUUUCUAAUGUAAAUACCAAAUUAAACCUAGAUUUAAAAUAGUUCUCCCCUGCUUCACCCAAAAGAUGUCACAAAUCAAUGUAAAAUCAGUGAUCCAAAAGGGCCAGUGAGAAAAAAUAAAGUGUUUCUGGAGGGUAAGUUGGCAUGCAAAAAAAUCACAUUGAUUAUGGUGUGUUCUGGGCUGAUUCUGUUUGACUGUGUGCUUAUGAUAAUAGAAGGUUGAAACGGAUCCUGGAAAUGUCACUCUAGAUCUCUCUAACUACUGGAAUCAGUGUUUUAAUCUCUUAGUGGAAACUUUCAGUUGCUUAACUCUGUAUUUGAGGGUUUUUUUUUUUUUUUUAUGUUCUACAUCAUUUAUGUUGUAUUACAACAUAUGUAGAAACAGUAACCUGUGAACUAUGCUUUUCCAUAACUUUAAAAAUAUAUAUAUCUAAAUGAAUGCAGUGUGCAUAAUUAUUUUUAAAAUGCAACAGUAAACUAUUUGCACCUUUUGCUAAUGCCUCUAUUUACUUGCUUUGGCAUAAAGAAUGAGCCAGUGAGCCUCUGUGUCCUGUGGAAAAAUGUAUAAAUGUUAUCUGAUAUUGCUCUUAGAUGUAAUGCUAAUUAAAUGUUAAAUCACAAAUAAACAGUAUUUUAAAUAGA